AUGAACUCUUUCAGGUACCCUUCUUCCAACUCCAAAAAGGUAUUUGUAGUUAGGCAAGACCUGAAAAUGGGAGCUGGAAAGAUUGCAUCUCAAUGUGCUCAUGCUGCUACUGGCAUGUAUUCCGAGCUGAUGCAAAGCAAUCGGUACGUUCUGAGGCAAUGGGAGCUUUGCGGGCAGGCAAAAAUCGUCGUUACAUGCAAGAAUCAGCAAGAAAUGAAUAAGCUGAAGGAUGCAGCUGAGAGUAUUGGCCUUCCAACUUUCACAGUUGCUGAUGCCGGGCGAACCCAGGUUUCAGCUGGAUCGAAAACAGUCCUUGCUAUUGGACCUGGAAAUAAAUCAGCAGUGGAUUCAGUAACUGGGAAGCAGCGUUUGCUUUGAUGUUAGAGGCUAUAUGGUUUGAGAGUGAUUAUUGAUUACUGAUUAGUAAUUAACUAAUUACCAUAUUUUUUCUUACUUUUUUUUUCUGUAGCUCCUUGUUUACGGACUAUCAAUGAGUCACUAAUAUACAUGUUCACUGCACUAUUGCUUUAAGGUGGAGAGAGUUAAAUAAAAUAAAAAAUAAAACAAGAAAAAAUUCAGCACCCACAUGAGGAUUUGAUUAAUGGAUAUGAAAAUGAAUUGACACAAAUUCUCGUGUGAGACA
Messenger RNA from Striga asiatica, 643 nucleotides. The record is from the annotation of a GenBank genome assembly. Lineage: Eukaryota; Viridiplantae; Streptophyta; Magnoliopsida; Lamiales; Orobanchaceae.